AUGGCUCUUGGUUCUAAUAAUGUUGAGGGAGCUGGUGUUUCUGUGCUAGACACGACAUUGGAUUUUAAUAAAACGAUUCCGUUUAUGGAACUCUGCUGCUUAGUUAUAAUCUAUAAAUAUCGUACUUUUGAAAAUGUUUAG
Dentiscutata erythropus is the source of this 141-nucleotide messenger RNA. The record is from the annotation of a GenBank genome assembly. Lineage: Eukaryota; Fungi; Glomeromycota; Glomeromycetes; Diversisporales; Gigasporaceae.